This is a messenger RNA of Uranotaenia lowii, 7265 nucleotides long. RefSeq lists its product as uncharacterized. The transcript has 9 exons. NCBI's taxonomy places the organism in Eukaryota, Metazoa, Arthropoda, Insecta, Diptera, Culicidae. The record is from RefSeq and is a predicted model, not a curated record. Gene Ontology annotation, biological process: cell-matrix adhesion. Gene Ontology annotation, cellular component: extracellular region; basement membrane. Gene Ontology annotation, molecular function: serine-type endopeptidase inhibitor activity. The coding region runs from base 1076 to 5980 and encodes 1634 amino acids.
UGGAACGUGGGGCGAGUAACAACCAAAACUAAUCUCCGGUGGUGUUUUCGGUGUGCUACGAAUCGAAAUUGGUGAAACUCGAGCUACCUACAGCUGGCGCGAGUCGCGGCGAAGUGUUCGCGGAAUUUUUCUUUUACCUUUCCCUUACUGUGUGAUUUUUCGUUUUCGGUUUCUCUCGAAUAGUGGAAGCGCGCGGGCGAGCGAGUGAAAACGUGCGACUUUUUUCUUCGGUCGGUGGCGUUUUAGUUUGCCCUCCUCCCCAUUAUUCAUCUUCCAAAUUGUAAACAACACCAAACAAAAAGCGGUGAAGCAACGGAAGGCCUGUGGUGCAGAUCAUCGUCGAUUUUGGAGCCUCUAAAACCAGCAGUGGCAUCCGGAAGGCAGCGCAAAUUUUGCCGUUGUGUGUAACAAAUUGAAAAGCUCAAAAAAAAGGUGAACAACGUAUUGAGUUUGGCAUUGGGUGGUUUGUAGAAGAAGGUGGAAAAAAGUUCGAUACCAGAAAAAAAACCUAACCGUGCUGUCCGCGAUUGCGAAACAGCUGAUGGUUUGUGGUGAAUGAGUGAGUAAGCGAGUGGAAGAAAGCAAAAUAAUGAAAGAUUGAGAGUGCGCACCUUUGGAAAAAAUUAAUAUUUGUUAUUGCGCGUCCAUUGACCGGGGGCCCCGAAUGAAUUGCAUCCUGUUGCAGCUAAAUAGUUGGAUUAAUUGAAGUUGGAAAAAUUGCACCGUGUGAAACCUACUACGUACUUACGGCGGCAGUUGCCAAUUUAUUUCCUCGAUCGGAGCAGCGACUAAAUUGUUGUUUGCUUGAAGCUGAAUAAUUUCUGCCAUUAUUAUUGAGAGAAGCAACGACCCGUAAAAUACACAUUUCCGAGAGCCGUUUUUUCCUAUUUAGAGGGAUAAUCUUGCACAGGAUAGACACAUUAACAGAAGGCGGGAGAAGGUGAAAUCUUCCAAAGACAUUUCCCGCACGCAAACGCAAACACACGUACAACACCGGGAAACAACAGAAGAAAAAACACACUAACACACACAAAUCCAUUGCGAAACGCGAACCCAAAGUCCCCUAUGAACAGGGAUGGUAGAAGAAAUGGACCGAGGACGACGAUUGCCGGACGACAGCUGCUGCUGUGAGAACACUCCAUUUUUGGUCGGUGUCGUCGCCAGCAGGGUUGAUGAUGAUGGCCGGAAGUCCUGCAACAGCAACAACAUCAACAAAAACAGCCGAAAAAGUCGCUCGCUGGCGACCCGGUGGAUGUACGCGGCCCUCAUUGCCUACGGGUUGCUGUGUUGCCAGAUUGUCGCUGCCAAUGGUGGGGGCAUCCAUAAACGAAGCGGCAACACUGCUGCAUUAGAUGAUAGUAGCAAUAGUGAAACCUUAGAAUUAACGGCCUGUCAGCAUCUGCGCCGGGCAGAGUCGCGGCGAUCCAAAUCGCUCGGGGACCACCUGUUGCACUCGGUGCGGAUACCCCGCUGUACGGCUCUCGGGGACUUCGAGCCGGUGCAGUGCUCCAACGAGCUGAACGGGACCGAGUGCUGGUGCGUGGACGAGUACGGUGUCGAGCUGAUCGGAAGUCGACGAGGCCAUGCCGAUGACGUCAACUGUACCGUCAUCGAAACGCAGUGCCAAGCGAGCAGCUGCCGGAUGUUCUGUCCGGCUGGAUUCGCCCGGGACCUGGACAGUGGUUGCCCGAUCUGCAAGUGUCGCGACCCGUGCGAAGGCGUCCAAUGUCCCCGGGGGCAACAGUGCGAACCUCAGGAGGUGGCCUGCAAAAAUGAACCAUGUCCACCGGUGCCAACAUGUCGAAAAGCCCGAUCCCUGGCUGAUCUUUGCCCUGCUGGACAGCCUCUUGCCAUUCAGGACACCGCCCGUCCUUUCCUAUGCGGCAAUGACCCCGGUAAACCGUCCUGUCCACCUCUGUACCGUUGUCUGGUACAAUCCGGAAACGACUACGGAGUCUGUUGUCCAGCGUCGCUCCACUUCGAAAAACCCGGUACCUGCCCGAAGCCCGAAGAAAUCACCUCCACCGACAAUACGGGCUUCCUGUGUGGAACUCCUUGCAGCCACGAUCUUGAAUGUGCACAGAUGCAGAAGUGUUGCACUUCCAACGGGUGCGGUCGUAACUGUCAGCAGCCGCGCAAUGUUACCAGCUGCCAUCAAGCGCGGAUGCUUUCGGAACUACUCUCGGUGAAUGAACGUGAAGGCCGUGGAUACGUGCCACAGUGUGACGGACCCGGUGGAAGUUUCUCGAACCGUCAAUGCUCUCGUAAUGGGUUGGUUUGUUGGUGCGUUGAUCCCAAAAAUGGUAACAAGAUCAAAGGAACCAUGGGUGCGGCUCAAUCGGUCAACUGCGAGGGAGUUGAAAACAUGAUUGGUCGCAGUGGCGGACGUAGCGUCGAUGGUGCCGGAGGUCUUUGUGAUCAUAACAUCUGUGCUGCAGUGUGUGAAUACGGUUUCAAAAAUGAUCACAACGGUUGUCCCACCUGCGAGUGCUCAGAACCAUGCGAGGGUUUCCUAUGCCCAUCGGGAUCACACUGUGAAGUUGCGAAAGAUCCCAAAUGCACCCUCUUUUCGGGCUUGUGUUCUUCUGAACCCGUCUGUAAACCAGAUCUAGUGUAUUCCAAUCCCUGCGAGGUUGGAACUCCUCUAGCCGAUAACAUUACUGGUGAGCUGAUGUAUUGUCAUCUAGAUCGUCCGAAGAGCCGCGAGUAUCAAAGCCGAACUUUCUUCGACGCUGAAGACGAAUUGGAAUCGAGUCGUAAACGAUCACUGUCCAACACGAUUAACUGCCCAGAAACUCAUGAAUGCAUGAAGUUGCACGGUGAAGCAGGAAGCGUCUGUUGCCCGGUGGAGAAUGAAACCCUUGCAACACCUGAAGGUCGUCAACAGUCUAUGUGCGAAUACCUGCGGGAUUUCUCCGACCGGAUGGAAGGUACGGUUGAAGGAAUGGAGCUUGCUAUACCACCUCCUUCCUGUUCCAUGGACGGGGGCUACGAAUCUGUUCAAUGCACGCGGCGGAAGACACGGGUCAGUAAAUCUGAACAACGGCGCUACCUCGAACAGAACAACAUUCGCCAAAUGCGAAAACUGUUGGAAGAUGCCAAACGUGUUAGAAGAGACGCUGGUCCUGCCCUGAGCCCUCAAAACUUGAAACUUAUCAAGGUCGAUGAAACAUAUGAAAACGGAGGCCGUAUGUUGGAUGAAGCCGAGAGUGAUUCCGAUGCGUUGAUGGCGUAUUUGCGGCAACGGAUGCUGAUUACGGACGAAACGGAUGAUUUGAGCCUUCAAGGAAGAUCUGCAAAGAUCAUCGACUUCAACCGAUUGGACUCCAAGAAUGCUAACGCGAACUUAGAAAAGCCCGACGUUAAGCCAUCUAUGCUGUUGAAGAAGCCCAGCCAGGCAGAGGAAGAACUGGUAGAAAUCGAUAUUGAGGAAUGCUGGUGUGUUGAUCACUUCGGUACCGAGAUUCCCAAAACUCGAGGAAUGAACUCUACCAGGAAGACAUGUGACGAUUUGAGAGAAUCGCUCGGAUGUCUCGAUCUGACCUGCCGAAUGGGAUGCGAUUAUGGAUUCAUCCUUGACUCUGACACUCAAUGUCCUUCUUGUGAGUGUCGAGAUCCUUGCGAUAGCGUUGUCUGUCCCGAUAAUCAAGAAUGUCGAUCGGUUGAGGUUUCCUGCGAAGGCGAAUACUGUCCACCCGUACCGGCAUGUUUCCCGAAGAAACCCGGCCAGUGUCCGUUCUUGGUUCCUCCGGGCAACGAACAUGCCGAGUCAGACUCUUGCGAAUACGAAUGCCGUACCGAUGCCCACUGUGAGGGUUCAAAGCGAUGCUGUUCAAAUGGCUGUGGUACCCAGUGCGUUGAACCCCAACUCAAAACUGCCUGUCAACACCUACAAACUAUUCAACUACACCAAGCUAGUGAACUUGGAGUUCCACCGAAGCAGAAGUACAUUGCUCAAUGCGAUAUAGACGGAAGCUACCGCACGGUACAGUGCGGCCCUGGUAACGUUUGCUGGUGCGUGGACGAAUACGGCAACGAAAAGAGUGGAACAAGAGUUACUAGCGCUGAACCUAACUGCGAAAUAUACCCCAAGACAGAAUGUCCGACUCGAAAGUGCUCAGCCUGCGAAUACGGUUACAAAAUCGAUGCCAACGGGUGCAAAACGUGCGAAUGUCGCAACCCGUGUGAAGAGAUUUCCUGUCCACGCGGCGAAGAAUGUCAGCUGAUUCAGGUGGAAUGUAUCUCGGUACCGUGUCCCAAGAUGCCGAUCUGCGUUCCGAUCCGUGAAUCCGUGUGUCCCGAAGGGCUUCCGCUGAAGUUCGGUGGACGGGAGAUCGUUUGUGGACCCCAUGCCGAUGCCGAGUCUUGUCCUUCAACACACACCUGUCAGCUUAAUCCGAUCAGCAACCGAGGAUCUUGCUGUGCAAAGACAAGAGAUGUAUGUUUUGAAUCGAUCGAAUCAAGCUGCCUCGCAUCCGAAGUUCAUCUGUCCGACAGUAACGAUGUGGACAGUAUCACCAAGUGGCGUUUUAGUCCUCGACUUAACAAAUGUGUACCUGUAAAUUUACCAAAGUCCUCGAUUUGUCAGUCGAAAAAUUUGUUCCAUAGCGAACAGGCCUGCACCGGAGUUUGUCCGGUUCUGUCUCAAUGCGAGCGGUUGCGGUUGAAAAAUGCGAUGGCUGCAAAGCGAGCAGGACAACCUAGCACUUGGUUCCAACCCAGAUGCGAUCCGGAAACCGGUUUCUGGAGCCCAGUACAGUGUUUGGGGUCUACUAGCCCUUCUAAUGGUACAACGACUCAGGAAACACCCAGUCUUGGAGUUUGUUGGUGCGCCGAUAAAAAGGGAGCCCCCGUUAAGGGAUCUUUGACCAAGGGAUCGGAACCCUUGUGCAGUAGUCGCCAGGCCAGGAAACGCGUUACCAACAGCAAGGAGAAAUCCAGUGACCCAGUUAUGGAAGAGUUGAUUCGACAGAUCACUUUCUUAGUAGACGAAAACAACUACAUUGAUGAAGAUUUAGAACCAACAGUUCCUGCGGCCAGGGCUCCAAACACGGUUGCCAAUUAUGCUCCGGAACCACGCUACAUAGGCUCUGUAUCGGCGGUAACGGAAAAGAUCAUUGAAAUGGCACGAACCGAUGAUGGAAGCAACUAUAUCGAGGACUCGUUUAAAAAACUUAGCGCUUCAACGACUCGCUGCCAGGCGCUGCAGCUUGCUGCUUCUUUCCCAGUAGAUUGUGAUGAUAAUGGAGCAUUCGAAUCUACUCAAUGCAACGCAGACACCUGCUGGUGUGUUGACGCAGCUGGAAAUCAGCUACCGCAUUCCAGUACUUUCAAACGUGGCCAGAGAGCUUGCUUGUUUACUCCGAUUGACGCUGUUGAAGUUGAGCUGCACCUCAACAAUCCUCACCAACGGGCUUUGCUCAACUUGUACGAAGUGCUUCGUAAUGAUCUUUCAGCUUUGAUAGGAAACAUCUUCGACAACUAUCGAGUUCAUGAGAACGGCGAUGGAAGUGUGACGCUUCGUUUCGACCUUAUCGAGGACAAUAAAGUGGAUGACGCAUUCGCAAUAGAAGAAAUGGUGCGAGACCACGUGUUCAUCAUGUACCACGGAGCCCUCGCAGCGGACGUCACCCAGUCCCGCUUUUUGCAUAAAAUAUCUUCCAACCUUCCGAUCCCUCAACAAUCCUCCGGCAUUCCGGAGAAUACCUUUCAAACUAUUGUCUUCGUACUGGCCACAGCAUCGGCCUUCCUCGUAAGCAUCCUAGUCGUGUUUGUUAUGCUCAAACGCGGCAAGAACAAGAUGAAGCACUACAGCAAUGCCAACCACCGGAUGAUGAGCAUCGGUGCAGAUAAGUACCUGGACUAUAGCUCCCCGAUCUUUGUGCUCAGUGCCAACGACGCCAAAUCCUUGUCGGAACAGUAUCAGCGACCAUCGGCGACCAGCACGGUGCCGACGGCCGAAAGCGAAAGACCAAACUGAACUGUUGUGCGUUCCAGAGCUUUGUUGAGUUGUUUUUGAUAGUCGUUUAUUAACCGGAAAAUUGAUCAUGCUGUCGGCAAACGAAGAAAGUGUUCAACUACUUCCAUUGAACAGAGACUGUUGUUUUAAAACCUGCAUUCAAUUGUUUUAAAGUGUCAUUUUUUUUAUUUAGAAUCUUAGAAAAUUAUUCUCUCGAGGUUGUUUAUAACAGAACAAUUUUCUGCUAUUUUUUACGUGGAUAUGCGUUCAUUAAAAAAUUUGUUAAAACGCCAAAUACGGCUCUAUACCCGUUACAAAUAGUCGAAAGCCUGUAGGUUUUUGCGCCUUUUAAAAGCAGUUUGAUCCAUUUUCCGCUCAGCAUAAAACGGCUGGUUUUUUGUUCAUCACGGAUGAAGUUUGAAAAUUGAAAAUAAAUAAAACAUUUACAAAAAAAAUACACCGAAAAGAUGAAGCUGUUAAACCAACUUGAAACCGUGGGCCAAAAUAUCAAAUUUCCUCUUUUUCUGUAAAUAGUGAAUAAUUAACUAAUCAUAUACUUUAAAUAAAUACUACUGGAAAUUUUUACCAUAAUUCUAGCAACGGGCUCAUUCCAUUCCAUAAAAUUAGACUAAAAUUAAUGAAUGAGUAACUUUAGAAAUAAAUUGUUUCCCUUUUUGGAGAAAUAACGUAGUAGAUCGUAAAAUUGUAAAAAUCUCGACUAUCUAACCUCUCACAUAAUAUUUUUUAAUAAACGGACCACCCGUUGAUUCUCUAUUUAUCUAUACCUUUCACAACUUCCUCUACAAUUUUCAUUCUAUGAAAACAAAAUAUCUAAAAUGGUCUAUUGAAGUUACUGUUUCUCAUUGAAUUAUUCCGAACAAAAACUGUUUCACAAAAAUGUAAAUACAUGCUUGCUGAUAUGAAUAACACGAAGCUAUACUAAUUUGUUUAGUACUGUUUAUGACUUAGUUUGAGGUUCUUAUCAAAAUAACUUCUAUUUAUUUAGGUUCAAAGCCUUACUUUACACAUUAAUUACAAAGUGCUAAUCUCUAUCCAAACUACUUUUGCGGUGAGUGAUCCAAAUUGAACCACGUGUAUAACGAUAGUACAGAAGUUUAGUUUAAAAAAGUGAAAACUCUUGUUUCGAAAAACUACCAAAUUCCAAGGUAUCUAAUGUCCUUUUGUAAAUAAACUGUGUAGACCGAACUGAAAGGCACCCCUCUCCUCCAAUAUAUCAGUGUGGAACUCUGGAAAAAAAUCUGUCGUCCUGUUUCAAUGAAAUUGAAUAUAAAGGUUGAUAAAAAUA